GGGGAGAGAUUCAAUCGUGAGAACGCCGCGGCGCGUGGCGUGGCGUGGCCUUGUCGAUCAACUUGCAAGCGCCCGAGACUCCCCGAGUGUACCGAGCAACCACCAUGGCCGCUUUCGUUAAACAAGGCAAAAAAAUCAUUGCUAUAGGCAGAAACUACGCAGCUCAUAUCAAAGAACUCUCCAACACCGCUCCCAAAGAACCAUUCUUCUUCCUAAAACCCACCUCCAGCUACGUCCAGUCUGGUGGUCAAAUUGAGAUCCCAAGAGGCGUUAUAGUUCAUCAUGAAGUCGAACUUGGGGUUGUCAUCGGUAAACGCGGAAGAGAUAUCACACAAAGCCAAGCUGAGGAUUACAUUUCUGGCUACGCGUUGGCUAUCGAUAUGACAGCUCGUAACGUCCAAGACGAAGUGAAGAAGCUCGGGUUGCCCUGGUCCACCGCGAAAGGAUUUGAUACCUUUACUCCCAUUGGAACUUUUAUCCCCAAAUCUGAAAUCCAAGACCCGCACGACUUACUACUGACUCUCACGGUCCGCUUCCUCUUCCCGUUCCCAAGCCCGUGCUCAGUUCAGUUUUUUCUACUCCAGAUCAACGGAACUAUUAAACAGCAUGGAUCCACGUCUGAUAUGAUCUCGAGAAUCCCAAGGCUUAUUGAACAUAUAUCGUCUAUCAUGACACUCGAGGUGCUCGCGCUUGGCUAUUUUUUUUGUUCGUCCGGAACUAAGCGUUACUAGGAAAACGAUCUUAUACUAACAGGUACUCCAUCUGGCGUGGGUCCUAUAUCCCCAGAAGACACAAUCGAAUGUUCUCUUGCAAGUCCUACAGGCAAGCUGUCGUCGAUCGUGUUCAAGGCUGUCGCCAGACAAGGAGGGUACGAGUUUAAGGGAAAGUAGGGAGGGGAAGGGGAAGGGAGUUACAUCCAGAAUUAUGUAGGAGGAGUAAGUUUUAGGCACAAGUUCUACUUGGCGGGUACGUGAAUAUAAACAACG
This is a messenger RNA of Marasmius oreades (fairy-ring Marasmius), 986 nucleotides long. RefSeq lists its product as uncharacterized. Lineage: Eukaryota; Fungi; Basidiomycota; Agaricomycetes; Agaricales; Marasmiaceae. Gene Ontology annotation, molecular function: acetylpyruvate hydrolase activity. The record is from RefSeq and is a predicted model, not a curated record. The transcript has 5 exons. The coding region runs from base 105 to 731 and encodes 208 amino acids. Gene Ontology annotation, cellular component: mitochondrion.